Messenger RNA from Cyclopterus lumpus (lumpfish), 3251 nucleotides. It is a transcript of the gene calcrlb, whose product is annotated as calcitonin receptor-like b. Gene Ontology annotation, molecular function: calcitonin gene-related peptide receptor activity; calcitonin receptor activity; adrenomedullin receptor activity. The transcript is spliced from 13 exons. Lineage: Eukaryota; Metazoa; Chordata; Actinopteri; Perciformes; Cyclopteridae. The record is from RefSeq and is a predicted model, not a curated record. Gene Ontology annotation, biological process: adenylate cyclase-activating G protein-coupled receptor signaling pathway; cell surface receptor signaling pathway; angiogenesis. Gene Ontology annotation, cellular component: plasma membrane. The coding region runs from base 158 to 1549 and encodes 463 amino acids.
AGUGUCGCCUCUGACUCUUCUCAGAAACACACGCUGAAGGAUUACUCCAGAAGGAAUCUCUAAAGCAGCUGUUUUUAUCUGCUCAGACUAAAGGAAUAUUGUUAUUAUUAUAUUCUUCUGCUCCUGUAAAGGUACAAACGUUCCCCAGAAUACCCAGAUGGAUCUACACUGCUUCACGUACCUGCUGGUCCUGUGCACCCUCAAUAAGCUGCUGCUGGCGGCGAGCAACGAAGAUGAGUACCAGGACCAUCUGAACCAUCGGGGCGAAUAUAAGUCUACACGGAACGAAAUCGCCACGGCCCAGUACGAAUGUUUCCAGAGGAUUUUGAAAGAGCCGCAGCGCAAAACGAAAACAAUCGGGCCGGUGUGCAACGCCACGUGGGAUGGGUGGCUGUGCUGGGAGGAGACGGACGCCGGACACACGGAGCAGAGCUGUCCGGACUACUUCAAAGAUUUUGAUCCUCAUGCGAUGGCGUCCAAAGUGUGCUCCGAGACCGGCGAGUGGGGACGCCACCCUCAGAGCAACAGGACGUGGACCAACUUCACAAACUGCCGCGCCAACACAAUACAUCACGGGAAAGCGGCGAUGACUCACUUCUACCUGGUCAUGAUUGGUCACGGCCUGUCGCUGGUGUCCCUGCUCAUAUCUUUAGGGAUAUUCUUCCAUUUUAAGAGCCUGAGCUGUCAGAGGAUAACGCUCCACAAAAACCUCUUCCUCUCAUUCGUGCUGAACUCCAUCAUCACCGUCGUCUGGCUUACGACAGUGGUGAAGAAAGAGGGGCAUACGUACAACGACUCCGCCACCUGCAAGCUGCUCAUGUUCAUCCACCUGUACCUGUUGAGCUGCAACUACUUCUGGAUGCUGUGUGAGGGCAUCUACCUGCACACUCUGAUCGUGGUGGCGGUGUUUGCAGAAAAACAGCAUCUUGUGUGGUAUUAUCUGCUGGGCUGGGGUUUCCCACUCGUGCCGGCGGUGAUACAUUCAAUCGCCCGCCACUGCUACUACAACGACAAAUGUUGGGUCAGCUCCGAUACUUCCUUGCUGUACAUCAUCCACGGACCCAUCUGCGCCGCAUUGGUGGUGAAUCUUUUCUUCCUGCUGAACAUCGUUCGCAUCCUUAUCACCAAGCUGCGGGUGACGCACCAGGCCGAGUCCAGCCUCUACAUGAGGGCCGUGAGAGCCACCCUCAUCCUCAUCCCCUUGCUCGGCAUCCAGUUUGUCCUGCUCCCCUACAAGCCCCAGGACCACUGGGUCUUUGAGAUCUACCUGUACGUCAUGGAAAUCCUCAUGCACUACCAGGGUCUCUUGGUUUCUACAAUAUAUUGCUUCUUCAACGGCGAGGUCCAGAGCGUUAUGCGGAGACACUGGAACCAGCAGCGGAUGCAGUUUGCCGGCACAUUCGCCAACGCCGACUUCUUCCGCUCGGCCUCGUACGUGGCGUCGUCGCUCACGGAAGUCCACCGCUGCUACAGCAUCGAGAGCCACAGCGAGCACAUGAAUGGCAAGAGCUACUCGGACAUCUUCAGAUCGGACAGCCCGUUCGUGUGAAGGCGGCGCUUCGGGCUCACGGCCUUCUCUGACUUUCCGCCCCCGAGAAGUUACAUGGAGUGACAUCUUCUGGGAGUUUUACUGCUGUAUACGGCGACCGAGUGCAAACGUUUCACUUUCACACAAACUCACAUAUCUUUGGACUUUUUCUCACGAGUAUUAUUACCACGACAGAAAGAGCUUGAGACAAAGGACAUGUUUCUUCAUUAUUAGUUACACCCCCACGCAUGGAAAGGACACGAAGAAGACCCUGUGAUUGUUCCGCCGACCUCAACUUGUUAACACAAGGAAUAAAAGAUUUUUGCAUCUGGUGGAAUAAACUUGAAGAGCCCUUGAGAACAAGAAGCGGGAGAGAGGGUUUUCUUUCUGGGCAUUUUGAGGAUAUUGAUGCAAUUUAGUAAUGGGUAGUUAUUAAUUGAGUGUUGUGGAAAGGAUGUGCACAAAAACUUUGUUGAAUUACUUCUCAAAUCUGAAAAGAAAACCAUUUCAGGUUAAUAAACGUGUUUAAGCAUCAAUGGGCAGAGCCGAAACUGCAGUCGCAGGAAGUUGCAAGAUGAAUAGCAAAGAAAGAGUUGGUCUUGGUGACUAGAGAGCAACUGUUAUGCCUUCAUGAAAAGGACCAUGAUUUAAAAAAGUGCAAACACUCACAAAAAUGAAGAACUAAACAGAUAGCUUGCUUCGCGAAAACCUCAUUCCUGCUUUGACCUUUGAACUAAAGGUGUGCAACCAUAGGCUGAGGAGAGUUUUUAUAUUGAUGUAGUAUUUCAUUUCGCUAAGUUCAAAACAAACAAUGAGGUUCACAAUAAAAUGUGGUCAGAAACAGUCUCAUCCCAUCGUACCUAUAGUCAAUGCUCCGUUUUUCUUUCUUCAUAAGUGAUUUUUCAAAAACGCUGUGGAGAGGAUUGUGAGAUAAUCACAGUGGAAUUACGACUGAAAAGUGCAUGUUGCUGUACAUAUAUUCGGGUAUGAAUAGGAUAUAUUUCAAGGCACGAAAGGCCUUUAGUGUACUUUGUAUAUUUUUCCAGUCAGCCUCUUUGUAUAUUACUUUUGUAAUUGUUGUAAUACUUCUGGUUAGUUAAUGGUAUAAAGUUGUUAAAGGUUAACAUUUUAGGUAAACUGUCUGAAUAUUUUAGUGUCCAGGAAAUAAGUUCAGCAGGAACUGACUUGUGUUGAUUCACUGAUGAGAUGAAGUUAAAAGUGAAGAGCUGCUGGUUUCAGCCUUCACAAACAGGAAAUAGAUGUAUUAAUUAUGAGUUAGAUGAGAAGAAUAAAACCUCUCUUGCGUCUGUUACCAUGUGAAUCUACAGCCAAGAGACGGUUAGCUUAGCUUAGCAUAAAAACUGGAAACGGGGGGAAACUGCUAGCGUUAUCUUCCAAAAUGUCGAACUCUCCCUUUAAUUGCGCAGCACUGAACUAUUGAAAACUUGCUAAAAUAAUUAUAACUAUUUCUUUCUCUGUUGGAAUCACAUAAUAUUUCUGAUGUUCAUAAUACUGUAUGUGUACUAUAAUAAUUUACAUAAACACAUGAUUUCUACAGCAAUUUCAGAGCAGAUCUUUUGUGUUAGAAGAAAAGAAUAUAGAUUUUUUUUAUUCACAGUCUGAAUCUCUUUCUUCUCUUUUUUUCCCAUAGUUUUGUCAAUAAAAUGCUUGUUUACACUGAAAUAGAAAUUUUGUAAAUAAAGGCAUGCUGUUUUAAACUGAG